Candidozyma auris is the source of this 1398-nucleotide messenger RNA. RefSeq names its product ornithine decarboxylase SPE1 (gene SPE1). The coding region runs from base 1 to 1398 and encodes 465 amino acids. The record is from RefSeq and is a predicted model, not a curated record. The transcript has a single exon. Gene Ontology annotation, cellular component: cytoplasm. NCBI's taxonomy places the organism in Eukaryota, Fungi, Ascomycota, Pichiomycetes, Serinales, Metschnikowiaceae. Gene Ontology annotation, molecular function: ornithine decarboxylase activity.
AUGGCCCCUGCUAUUGAUGUUAUCCACGAUGAAACAGCGUUUUUGAAUGAUGUUGUUAAAAGUCAUGAAUUUGUUGGUGACAGAAUCAAGCCAAUAGCUGGUUUCGAGGCCGGUGGGUCUUUGCAAGAAUCACUGGCUACCACUGCUUUAUCCAGAAAGCUCGUUGGUGAAGCUCUUGUGGAGCAGAUUGGAGGAAUCGACCAUGAAGUGUGUGAUGCUGGUGACGAGGAUUCCUUCUUUGUUGCUGACUUGGGUGAGGUGUAUCGCUCCAUGAAGAUUUGGAAGCAACAAUUGCCUAAUGUAUUGCCUCAUUAUGCCGUGAAAUGCAACACUGAUCACGCUGUAAUCAAGUUGCUUGGCACUUUAGGUGCGAACUUUGACUGUGCUUCCAAAAAGGAGAUUGACACUAUUUUGAGCUUGGGUUUCGAUGGGUCACGGAUCGUUUACGCAAAUCCUUGCAAGACGAACUCUUUUAUUCGUCACGCAAAGGAGUGUGACGUGAACUUGACCACGGUUGAUAAUGCACAAGAGUUGCACAAGUUGAAGAGACACCACCCAGAGUGCGAGGUGUUGAUUAGAAUUGCCACCGAUGACGAGUCUGCUCAAUGCAGAUUGUCAACCAAGUUUGGCUGCUCGGUGAGCGCUGCCAUUGACGAAUUGUUGCCCUUGUGCCACGAAUUGGGAAUCAAAGCCGUUGGUGUGGCUUUCCAUGUUGGAUCUGGUGCUAAGGACUUUGAUUCGAUCUACAAAGCCAUCAAGGACUCUCGUGCCGUAUUUGACAAGGCACAGGAAAUGGGCGCUCCCAUGAGAGUAUUGGAUAUUGGUGGUGGCUUCGAAAGGGAGACUUUUGGAGAAUCGUCCGCCAUGGUUCGUUACUCAUUGGGCAAGUACUUCCCGGAAACGUACACCGAGCAGUUUGGUGUAAAAUUCAUUGCUGAACCUGGAAGAUUCAUGGUUGCCAAUGCUUUCACGUUGGCUUCGCAUGUCAUAGCUCGCAGAGACUUGGGCAAGGAACAGUACGACAUGGAGGCGAUGAUUUACAUCAACGAUGGCGUGUAUGGCAACAUGAACUGUAUUCUAUUUGACCACCAGCACCCAGAAGCACAUGUGUUGAAACACAAGGGCAAAAUCUACUACGAUGGCAUGUCGGCGGAUGACGAGGACACGGACAUCCAGGGCACGAUCCGCCGGUACGCCUUCCUGAUUUGGGGUCCCACCUGCGACGGGUUGGACUGUAUUUCCACGAGAAGCGAAUUCCCAACCAACAUUGACGUUGGCGACUGGUUAUACUUCCCCAACUUGGGUGCCUACACACUGGCAGCCACCACGUCGUUCAACGGACUCGGUGGCCUGGCCACGGUGAAGUAUGUUUCUUCGGCCCCCGAGGUUCGCUUGUGA